This is a messenger RNA of Neopelma chrysocephalum (saffron-crested tyrant-manakin), 2639 nucleotides long. RefSeq names its product transcriptional repressor p66-alpha-like. Lineage: Eukaryota; Metazoa; Chordata; Aves; Passeriformes; Pipridae. The annotation marks the transcript as partial. Gene Ontology annotation, cellular component: NuRD complex. The transcript is spliced from 3 exons. Gene Ontology annotation, biological process: negative regulation of transcription by RNA polymerase II. The record is from RefSeq and is a predicted model, not a curated record. Gene Ontology annotation, molecular function: sequence-specific DNA binding; zinc ion binding.
GCAAGGCUCUGGUGGCGGCGGCGGCGCGCGAGCCCUUCGUGUGCGCGCAGUGCCAGACGGAUUUCACGUGCCGCUGGCGGGAGGAGAAGAACGGCACCAUCAUGUGCGAGACCUGCAUGACCUCCAACCAGAAGAAGGCCCUGAAGGCCGAGCACACGAACCGCCUCAAGGCCGCCUUCGUCAAGGCCCUGCAGCAGGAGCAGGAGAUCGAGCAGCGCAUCCUGCAGCAAACGGCCCCCCCGGGGCAGCCCAAGGCAGAGCCCCUCGUGCAGCACCACUCGCUCAAGCAGAGUUCCAGCCAGAUGUCCCGAGGGGCCGGAGCCUCGCGGGGGGUCCUGCACAGCUUCAGCCCGUCCCCCAAACUCCAGAGCCCCUCGGCCUCGCUGGGCGGCCGGAGCGGGAAGCACGUGGAGCGUUCCGGGAGCAAGGGCAGCGCGGCCUGGAAGAAAACCCCCCUGAGCACGGGUGGGGCUUUGCCCUUCGUCAGUCCCAGCUUAGCCGUGCACAAAUCGGCCUCGGCCGUGGACCGGCAGCGCGAGUAUCUCCUGGAUAUGAUCCCGCCCCGCUCCAUCCCACAGUCGGCCACGUGGAAAUAAUGCCCGGCAAGACUUGUCCUGUUUCUGCCAUCCUUUUUAUACCACAGUUCCGUGGAAUCUGCUUUAAUCCCAGCUGGAUACGCCCCAGGCUUUCUAGGAUGCAAGAAGACCACUCCUCAUCCCACCGAGCGCCGCCGUCCCUGCCGAGAGGAGUGACCCCCGCGGGUCCCGGAUUCCGACGGAGGCUGGCAGGGAGGGGAAGGAUUCCUUCAUUUUUUUUUGGCUUUCUGUAUUUAGUUUGGAUUUUUCCGUCACCAGCACAAAGGACUCAGUGACUUCUCUCUGCCUUUGGGUUCGUUCCCCGGCGACAAACCCCGCGCCGGGCCCGCGGCGCCGGGUCGCGCUCCAGCGUGGAAUUCAGGGGCCAGGAGGGAGGAAUUCCAGCCCCAUCCUGCAUUUAGUGAGCCGAGUUCGUGGCUGCUCCUCUUCCCCUGCCCCCUCCUCCAGCCAGGAAGGGAGUCUACACAUCCUGAUAUUCCCAAAAUCUCCUUCUGGUGGUGACGAGCUAACGAUAAAUAAGUGCGGACUCCGAUUCCGGUUGAGUACGGUCCUUUUCCCAAGGGAUUGGCUGCCACCAAAACUUGUCUGGUCGGUGGGAGCCACGCAGGAGUCUCUCACUUUUGUUGGAUUCUGUUUGGAAUAGACUUUGGAACCGUUGGUAGUUUAAAAACCUAAUUUACUGACUAGACAAAAACCUUUGUUGGGUCUUUCUAAUUCAGCGAAGAGCAGUUGGGCCUUUCCUACGUUCCCGGAGACUCCGAAGUGAAACCGUUUGGGAUAAUUUUUCCUUUUGGAGGGGUUUUGGUUUCUCUUUUUUUUUUUUUUUUGUUUUUUUUUUUUUGUUUUGUUUCUCUUGUUGUUGUUGUUGUUGUUUGGAGGAAUAUUAACUCGAAAGAAUAGGAAUUCCAGGAGCUGCAUGCAAUCAGGGAGAGAGAGCGGGAGGCGCCGGCAGAUCCUCCCUCCGGUGAUUCCCACCGGGAAUUCCGGCCGUUCCCAGCACGUUUUGGGGGGGGAUCCCUUCCGAGUUCUUCCAGGCAUCCCAAGCAUGCUCCUCUAAUCCAUCACCAUCCCGCUUCGGGUGGAGCUUUAGGGGGAAAGUUUUGGUUGAUCCCAAAAAAAUCCCAUCGGGUCCGGUUUGGUUGGUUUUCGUUCCUCGUCCCUCCUCCUUCGUGCUUCUCCCGGGUUUCCAGUCGAAUUGAAGCGGCAGAAUUCCAUGCCUUACGCCUUGUGUUUGCAUAUCAGUGCUGGAAGGAAGUGCUGAUGAUGAGAAUUAUUUGGGAAAGUCUAAAUAUAUAUAUAUAUAUAAUCUAUAUAUCUAUAUAUAAGAGGGGGAAGGGGGUUCCGUCGGAGCCGAGUUUAUUUUCGUAGCAGUCGCUGGGAGAUCGAAACUUGAAGCCAAGAAUUCCUUAGGGUCGUGUCCCCCCCCUCGGAUCUGCCCGCGGCGUAGUGACAGAAUUCCAGCCUUUCCUUUCCCCCCCCCUCCUCCCUUUUUCCCUGCUGGGUGAAGAUCGAGAUUUAGGGAUUUUUUCCCAACCUCCUUGAAAAAAAACCCUCCUCGUUUUCCAAACUGGGAUUUGUUUGUUGCCGGAUAUAAAGCCCCGGAAUUCCAAUCUUCCAAAGGGAUCCGAAGAACUAAAAGGGGGACAGAGGAGGGGGAAUUGGGGUGAAGUUUUGGGAGGUUUCUGUUCAUUCCAGGCUGGUUUGGGUUGGGAAUAUGGAGGGAGAACUGGGAGUGCAUUUGCCUUUUGCACUUGAUAUUCCGGGAAAGUUUCAGUUCCUUCCCUGUGUGGAAUUUUUUUGGUUGGUUUCCGGGGAUUUUUUUUUUUCCCCUCUCCUCUGAUGAAUUCCUGUGUUUUCUCCUCGUCGAUGCCGAUGUUGGAUCUCUGUUAAAUCCCCUGGAAAAGUUUGUUUGGUUCAAAAAAAACCAAGGAAAACUCCUCAAAUUAAAAUCCAAAAACCUUUUUUUUGGGGGGGGGGAAACCUGGGCAACUUCCCAAUUAAUUCCCAGUGUUGGGGAACAACUUUGGAUGAUUCUGGGGAAAA